Molecule: messenger RNA, 1632 nt
Organism: Heteronotia binoei (common prickly gecko)
Lineage: Eukaryota; Metazoa; Chordata; Lepidosauria; Squamata; Gekkonidae
Gene: MTFMT
Product: mitochondrial methionyl-tRNA formyltransferase
Exons: 9
Coding region: 83-1219 (378 amino acids)
Biological process (GO): biosynthetic process; conversion of methionyl-tRNA to N-formyl-methionyl-tRNA
Cellular component (GO): mitochondrion
Molecular function (GO): methionyl-tRNA formyltransferase activity
Source: RefSeq, a predicted model, not a curated record
UCUGACGUCGCGGGCCGUUUGCGUCACGAGGGCGACGGCCUGGGUUCCCGGAAGCGGCGAGCGAAGGCCGUCGGUGGGGCCGAUGAGGGGCCGCCUCUUGCGGGCCUGGCGGGGCGGGUGGAACCGCGGGCGGGGCCGGGCGACGGUGGCCGCCGGCGAGGCCCAGAGGCGGGAGAAGCCCCCCUGGAGGGUCCUCUUCUUCGGCACCGACAGCUUCGCGGCCGAGACCCUCCGAGCGCUCCGGGCUGCCCGAGAGCCAGGACUGGAUCCGCUUGUCGAUCGCCUGGAGGUGGUGACCUUACCGUCUCAGCUGCCGAAGGGCCAUUCUGUCAAGAACUACGCGGAGCAGUUUCAGCUCCCCGUCCACCUCUGGCCAGAUAUCGGGCAUUGCGAGCACUUUGACGUGGGCGUGGUGGCAUCGUUUGGGCGACUGCUGAGCGAGGACCUCAUCCUGAAAUUCCCCUAUGGUGUGCUGAACGUCCAUCCCAGCUGCCUUCCGCGGUGGCGUGGCCCUGCACCAAUAAUCCACACAGUGCUUCACGGCGAUACCGUUACCGGGGUGACAAUUAUGCAGAUUAGGCCUAAAAGGUUCGAUGUAGGUCCCAUUAUCAAACAGGAACGCUUUGCCGUACCGGCCUGCUGCUCAGCGAAAGAACUGGAGUCGCUGUUGUCUAAACUGGGUGCAAAAAUGCUCAUUGCAGUCCUUCAGGAUUUACCCGAAUGCUUACAGAAUAAGAAAGAACAACCAAAGGAAGGAGUGACGCUGGCUCCGAAAGUCACUGUCUCGAUGAGCUACGUCCAGUGGGAAGAACAAACCUCGGAGCAAGUCCUACGGAUGCAUCGUGCCCUGGGAGCCAUGAUGCCCCUGCAGACCCUCUGGAUGGACACCGUUAUCAAGUUGCUGGAUUUGGUGGAAGUGGACGCUGGCCUUCUCGGUAGGUUAGCGACUGAACCUGGAUCAAGCCCUGGAUCGGUGAUCUAUCAUAAGCAGUCGCAGACACUGAUGGUCCGUUGCAAGGAAGGCUGGGUCGGCGUCAAAGCCCUCGUUCUGAAGAAGAAGCUGACGGCCGCCGACUUUUACAACGGCUACCUGCAUCCGUGGUUUCAGCAGGAUUCCAAGAUGCCUUCGGGGGAGUGCAGGUUCCAAACGCUGAAGCCGCCCGCGGCGAAAAAGAGUCCCGAAGGCACAGGGCUCCACGCGCACAACAGGCACCGCUGACGGGGCAAAGGCUUCCUGGCUGGAGGACUCGGACGAUUGUUCAGUCUGGCAAGACGGGACUCUGGGAUUUUCCCCGUUGGGCCUGCACCUGAAAUACAGUGCUGGUGAAUCACUGCAUAGCCAUCCAACACACUCGACAACUAUAAUAGGGGAAGGGUGGAAGAAGCACCGGAGGUGUGCACGAUUGCUCUGGGUCUGCUUUCGGAGUUCAGGCUAGCCGAGAGCCCCGGGGGAUGAAUUCUGGGGUGCUUGGAAAUUGACCGUUUUCUCAGCUUCCCACGGUGGGUUUUCUAGCAGCCCAAUCCUGAAGAAACUGUGUGUUCUGUUGCAUUAAAAGUGCAGAACUGCAAAGUUACUAAUGCAGCAGUUGCACCCGUACGGUAUUACUGAGCAAUAAAUUAUUUUUGUACAUA